AUGAAUCAAGCGCAAGCUGAUAAAAGCCUAUUGGCUAUGAAGAUUGCUUCAGAGACAGUUCGAAGUGCCAUUGCAAGCGCCAUACCUGUUGCUCCAACACAGGUUCUGACUGUUUCCAUACCUGGCACAAUCAUCAAUUAUGACGAGUUUGUAUGGAAUGUUGCCGAAAAUAUUAGACCUCCACUCACCAAUCGGGUUGCAGAGGCUAGGCUUGUUGAUGGUAUGAUCCCUCUGUCGAAAUUCACUUCUGGGAAGACCGGUAGGAGUGUCGCUCGCUCCUAUCUCUCAACGCUUGAUCUCCUUGUCCCGGUUCAAGCCUCUGUUUCUGGGGUAGUCUCCGUAUCAAGUGUGAUUUCUUCAGCGCCUGAAACUAUAGUCGAUGCGCAACUCAAAGUCGUAGCUAGUCGUUACAAGAAUGCCAUGGAUUACCUCAAGUCGCCCGAUGAUAGCGUAGGUGCUAACGGCCGGUCCAAACUUCAAACCUAUGUCGAGAAGCAAGAAAAGUGGUCGAAGGAGGUUGAAAAGUAUUCCGCCGCACAACACGAUUUCAUCCAAAGUAACAAACCACUACAAGGAGCAAUCAAAGAAGACAUCAAGGAAUCAAAAGCGGCUUAUAUGCAAUGGCUGCAGGAACAUGGUCGCGAUUAUAAGAAUAGUAUUCAAGCAAAGUACAUGGACUGGGUCGUUCAUGGUUAUAAAUUCAUGAUUGAUUUCAAUUUUGGGAUCGUUGAUAUCUCGUCUGGAAUGAAACGAAUUGAGAAUAGUAAAGAAGCGUUCCGUAAUCUCGUGCUUAUUGCCGAAGAUGGAGUAUCCGAGUAUAACUCCGUCAAUCUCACUCCAUCCAAUUGGGCUACUAUUGUUAAAAACAAAGUUCUGGGCUGGCAGUCACGAAACGCGAACCCGAGUCCGUCGGAGAUUCGAUCGGAAAUAAGAAGAUUGGAAAAUCUCAGAGCUUCACAUGAAGCAUUGGACACGGGAAUUGCAACGGGUGCUUUCUUCCCUACGCUCACAGGCGACGAUACAUCGGGCGAUGUCCAGUUGAAAAGAGCUUACGCCAAAGUUUAUUCUGCGAUGGAAGCCGAAAGCACUGUGCCCAUUGCAGGUGCUGAUGGCAAGAAAGCUGCCCGGAGUGACACAGACAGGAAUGCUGCGACUGAUGAAUAUCUUAAGAAGUAUCCUGCGCCAGCGGAUUCUGUGGUUAAUGGUGCAAAUAGCACCGUUGGAAAAACCAGUACUGCACCCACUGUCAUUCCAGGAACUACAGAGGGAACGCAACUGGCUGCCAGUAAACCCGAAACGAACAAUGUAGCUCUCUCACAAGGAGUCGUACCAAAAGUAUCAAAACCGCUUACAGAAAAGGAGCAGGCCAUGGCGGAUCUCGUCAAGGCUAAUAAAGACUGGCAGACAGCAGGUCUCAGCAAAACUGCAACCAGUGUUCGUGAAUCACAGAAAGCAGAGGGCGCUACAGCAAGGGUAUGGAUUAAAACCAGAAUCGAACAGAUUAAUACACAGAUCGCAGAUUUGAAAGCAAAUCUUAAAUCGAUUGGAGCACCUGCCAAAUCAAUGCAACUUCAGGUUGUUAAUGCGAAGGGAAUUGUCAUCUCGGACGAUGACUUGAAAGCUGAUCCAGAAAUGGCCGGCAAAUCCGUUUCUCAGGAAGCAGAUCAAUGGACUAGAGUUUCCUGCAAGGUGUCCGCAAAGUCGGACGAGAAGAUGACUUCGGAAGCAGCGCAAUCAAACGCCGUAUCCGUCGACGCAGGAUGGGGUCUUUGGUCUGUAUCAGGCGGCGCCUCUCACAGUUCCAGUUCCGCCGACGCCAUGUCCAGCAUGUCCAAUCUCGAAGUCGAGAUUAAAAUGGAUUGCAUGGUAGUAGAAAUCGAGCGUCCUUGGCUCCAUGCCGAGCUCUUCACUGACGCCGAACUCGACUCUGGAGGUUUCAACAUCUCGCCCGGUGAAGAAGCAUUAAAGGACCUUUACAACAAGGGCAUAGUUCCAGACGGAAGAUACCAACAAUUCUCUUCCUUUCCCACUGCCAUGAUCAUCGCCGCGGAUAUUGAACUCAGCUUCUCGGGCGACACCACACACCUCGAAAGCGCCGUCUCCGCUUCAGCAACUGAGGCUAAUGUCUCAGUGGGUUAUGGACCCUUCUCGGUCUCGGCGUCGCAUAAAUCAUCGAAGAGUAAAUCGAAGACGAAGAUGGAGUCGACUGCUACGGGAUGCAGAAUUUCCGUCCAGGCGCCGCAGAUUGUAGGGUGGGUUCAAACUUUGAUGCCUCAAUUGCCGAAACCGAAGGAUGGACCUAGUAAAAUGGUUGGAUUGUUUUGA
Messenger RNA from Glarea lozoyensis ATCC 20868, 2325 nucleotides. RefSeq lists its product as uncharacterized. The transcript has 13 exons. NCBI's taxonomy places the organism in Eukaryota, Fungi, Ascomycota, Leotiomycetes, Helotiales, Helotiaceae. The record is from RefSeq and is a predicted model, not a curated record. The coding region runs from base 1 to 2325 and encodes 774 amino acids.